AUGGAGAUGCUAGCAAAUAUUGAGAGAGAUGGUCAUCUCAUGAUCAGAGCAAUGUUUCUCACCGUUUCAGCUAUGGUGGUUGCUCUUUUCUGGUUCCUGUGGAAUUGGAAAAGCUCAAAAAACCCAAUGCCACCAUUGCCACCAGGUCCUCGUGGCCUGCCAUUUCUUGGGAGCCUUCCCCUUUUAGGCCCUAACCUUCACCAUGAAUUCUCCAACUUGGCAACCAUUUAUGGCCCUAUUUACAAACUCCAACUCGGUAGCAAAUUAUGCUUUGUGCUCUCUUCGCCAUCGAUUGUCAAACAAGUGCUUCGUGACCAAGACACCCUCUUUGCUAAUCGUGACCCCACAAUUGCUGCACAGAUUGCCUCCUAUGGAUGCACCGACAUUGCGUUUGGACCCUACGGUCCAGGUUGGAGGAGGCUGCGCAAGGUGUUUAUGAGCCACAUGCUGAGCAAAGCCAACCUUGAUGCCUCCUAUGCUCUGAGAAAAGAGGAGGUGCUCAAGUCAAUUAGUCAUGUUUAUGACAAAGUUGGCAGCCCAAUUGAUUUGGGGCAGUUUGCAUUUUUGACAUCAAUCAACACAGUCAUGAGAAUGCUGUGGGGCGGGACUCUAGAAGCAGAGAACGGGGCUGAUCUUGGGGCAGAGUUCAGAAAUGUGGUGGCUGAAAUUAUAGAGGUGCUUGGGAAGCCAAAUGUUUCUGACUUUUUAACUUCGCUUGCAAGGUUUGAUGUGCAAGGAAUUGCGAGGCGUAUGAAGCAGCUUCAAUCUAUGACUGAGAAGAUUUUUGAUUCCGCCAUUGAAAGGCAGAAGAGUGAGGCAGUAGAGAAAGAUGAGGGCCUAGAGCUAAAACAUGAAAGGAAGGACUUUUUACAGAUCUUGUUGGAGCUUAAUGAUCACGAAGAUGGUGCAAAAUCGAUUACUUUGCAACAACUUAAGGCCUUGCUAUUGGACAUUGUGGUGGGUGGGACUGACACCACAGCAACAAUGGUGGAAUGGGUAAUGGCUGAGCUGAUAAAACACCAAGAUGACCUGAAAAAAGUUCAAGAAGAACUGAAAGAAGUUGUGGGGUUGAAAAACAUGGUUGAAGAGUCUCAUAUACCCAAAUUACAUUAUUUAGACGCUGUGAUUAAGGAGACAUCUAGAUUGCACCCUGCUCUGCCUCUUCUGGCUCCUCAUUGUCCAAGUCAAUCCACCACCAUUGGAGGGUACAACAUACCAAAAGGUUCAACCAUUUUUAUAAAUAUUUGGGCCAUACACAGAGACCCUAAUGUUUGGGACAAUCCCUUGGAGUUUAGGCCCAAGAGGUUCCUCAAUGACCCCUCUAGCAACAACUUUGAUUACAAGGGCAAUAAGUUGGAAUAUCUUCCAUUUGGUUCUGGAAGAAGAAUGUGUGCUGGGCUUCCCUUAGCAGAGAAGAUGAUGAUCUAUGUGUUGGCUUCAUUUUUGCAUUCAUUUGAGUGGAGGUUGCCCACUGAUGCAAAGCAUGACCUUCAAGACAAAUUUGGGAUUGUGACAAAGAAAAUGACUCCAUUAAUUGUCAUUCCAACACCCAGGCUAUCUAAACUGGAGCUCUAUGCUUAGAUUUAUGUUCAUUUCCUCUUGAAAGAUGCUUGCAUGUCACGUAUUAUGCAUUGAUGCUCUUGGUUCAAUUGUUGCCCCCAUAAUCCUUAUAAUCUUAUAAUAAAUUGAGGAAGUAAAUGACAUGUUGUGGUUUGUCUCAUUUCAUCAGUGAUAACUUGUGAUUUUUAUUUGUUUUUGGACGAAACCUUGUGAUUUUUUUUUUUUUUUGGGUACUAUUUUAGUUACUUUUUUUUUCAGAUAGUUUAAACUUCAAAAAGAAUUACAUCAGCAAAAAGAACAUCUUGAAUAAUAUCAUAAGCUUCUUCAAACCACAACAUAUCAAUCUCAAGGGACAAACCAAUUCUAGCUAGACGGUGGGUUAUACUUCAAAAGAAAAUGAUAAAGCACAAUUCGAAGUAAGCACGAAAUAAGGAACUAAAAAAACCUCACACAGAGCUCAAAGAUGAAAUCAGAAAACAAAGGCAAAAGAAGUCAAAAAAAAAAAAUUAAACAAAUGUUAGUCCAAAUAUUAACGACAUGGAACAUCUAAUUGGUCUCUUAUAUAUCCAACUAUCCUUGCUUCAUCACCUGCAAGUCAUCAAAACCAAUAUUCAUCCACAAAUGCAAUAAUAAGUGGGGUAGGAUAGUGUUUUUAGAAGCAGACUUCCUAGAUAGAGGACUACAGUCAAGGUCAAAAUUGGAUCAUUUUUAUCGCAUAAAAAAAAGUAGAAAUAUGUGGAGAGGAUAUCAAAGAAAGAACAACCAUAACAUGAAGAAAUGCGAAUGGAAACUACCUAACAACCUGAAGUUCUAAAUUUUAUUUUCCAGAAAAGCAAAAAAAAAAAAAAAAAAAUCCUAA
Prunus persica (peach) is the source of this 2419-nucleotide messenger RNA. RefSeq names its product flavonoid 3'-monooxygenase. The coding region runs from base 1 to 1581 and encodes 526 amino acids. The transcript is spliced from 2 exons. The record is from RefSeq and is a predicted model, not a curated record. Lineage: Eukaryota; Viridiplantae; Streptophyta; Magnoliopsida; Rosales; Rosaceae. Gene Ontology annotation, molecular function: heme binding; monooxygenase activity; oxidoreductase activity, acting on paired donors, with incorporation or reduction of molecular oxygen.